GCGAGAGGUCACAGCCUUGGCAACCACACACUCACAACAUGGAGGCUUGAGCAUCAUUUGAUGUCGUAUGCAUCUAAAAUCUUAAACGGAGUCUGACAUCUUGCAUAAUGGAUCAGUUUGGAACUUUAGAACUCGCCUGGAGUCAAGGAUAUGGAGGGUCUGAGGCUCAUUAUAUCGACAAGGAUGUCAUCUGCUUCCAGUGUGGCAAAAGCAUCAAAUUUGUGUCUGAAAGUGGCAUUGAAACUGUGUUUGCCUUCAAGGGCAAUGGUCAGGGUCCCUUUACAGCUCACAAAAUCAACAAGUAUUUUGCAAUGGCAGAACAGUGUCUCAAUCCCAAGAUAUAUGUGUUUGUGUUUCCAACAUUCAGAGAACUUAGUGUCCUGGAAGGUGGAGCACAAUUGGAAUUUCAGCAGCUUGUGUUCUCAGCCAGUGAAUUCCUUCUCAGCCUCUCAGGGUUGCCGGAUUAUGAAAUGACUCUCUGGAAAUAUGAGAAGGGUAUCAAGUUGGCUUCAGUUAAGAUCGGGGCCACACCCCCAACAAGUAUUUGCUUCAACCCUGGCAACUGGAGACAGGUCUGUGUGACCAAUGACAAGGAGAUCACUGUCUGGCAGACGGAGCAGGCAGAUGACAAAUACAUCUUGUUGCCGCAGCAUGUCAAACUACCCCCCGAGGACCCCAACAUGGCGGAAGAUGAGAAGGAGAGAGAUGUGUUGACCAGGGCGUCGACCAGAAUGACCCAGUACACAGUGGACGUGCCCAAGGCGGCCAUUGCUGGCCUGGUAGGGGAGAUGGCCGACAGGUUGUCGGAGGUUCAGGAUAAGACCGUCAGGGUGGCGCCAGUGUCCCAGACUUGGACCCCCACAGGGGACAUCUAUGUGGGGUGUAAGGGUGGACAGCUCUUAAAGAUUGACGGUGAGCUGAUGAAGGCAAGGGUGCUGUACUAUCCCCCCCCUGCGGCAGAGACCCCCCGGUCCCGCGCUACCAGUGCAGGACACACCAAGACCAGCAUUGGGGACAGUCAGCCAAUAGCUGAUGAGCUCAGUGCCAUGGUCCUGGAAGGAUCACUCAACUGUAUUGCGUUACACAGGAAGGGACUCUAUGCAGUAGGAACGGAUGGUGUUUUGAGGAGAAUUGAGACAGGCGGUGAUGAGUUCAAGGUGGCAGAGCAGUGCAGUGUGGGCGCACCCAUCUCAUCUCUGGCCUUCUCUCACAACUUCAGCAGAAUGGCCCUGUGCUCUCCAUUGGGAAGCAUUCAUCUGUAUGAUUCCGGCCUGCCGCAGAGCUUGUUUCUACUUCGAGAUUUCCACCAUGGGCAGUUUAUUGCUGUUUCUGCCAUGGCAACAGGAUCGGAAACAUUUGUUAGCGUCCGAGAAGAUGGGGAAGUUCAAGUAUGGAAAGUUGACAAUGGCAAGCUCCUGUCUUCUGUCAACUUAGGAGCUCAGGCGACAGCCCUGGCCUGCAGUCCCCUAGCUCACAUUGCCCUGGUGGGCACCAUGACGGGGCACAUCUUCUGUGUGGACCUGGCGGACAUUGAGAAACUGAGAGUGGUGCACAGGUUCCGGAUGUAUGGCGGCCCAGUCUCUCAUCUACAGUUUGAUGAAAAUGGGAGAUAUAUCCUGAGUGCCCCCGAGGGAGACGAGGUGUUUGUAGCAGAUGGAAGACCAUCCCAGAAGUUCUCAGUGCUGGGCUAUGCAGUUGUGGACGGCAGCAUCAACACCAUCACCAACUUCACCAGCGGCCAGAACGUGCAGGUUGUGGUCACAACCAAUGACAAACAUGACAAGGAUCAAGGGGCAAACAAGCUCACUGUCUUCAGUCUCACAGACACGCUGAUCAAAGAUCUGAAGAUCAGCUACAACAGCCUGAAGUGUGACUUCCGAGAUGAGGCAAUCAACAAGAUGCAGUUCCACCUGACUGUGCCGACUGAGGGGGCAGCGUUCGGUGAGAACAACACUCUGUACGCCAUCAACAAACACACCAAGAAGAUCUACAGUGUUGCUGUGCCUGAAACUAAACCCAGGAAGAUGACCAGCCCUGAGGCGUACUUGUCAGCUGAGACGGAGUUCACAGGUCAUCAGCUGGCUGGAGCAAAGAUCAUGCUGUCCCCUCACAACAGGUGGCUGGCGUCCUACGGCACUGAUGGCUGCAUCAUGCUCAGAGCCAAAGGCAGCAUGGACCGCCAUGUCUCCAUCAUGCCCCAUGAGUAUAAUCUAGACGGGGUCCACACCGCCACAUUCUCCGAGGACUGUCACUACCUCCUGUCCUCGGGCUACGAUGGAGUCCUCAUCUGCUUCGCGUGGAACUUCACAUCGAUUGGAAUAAGUAAAGCCAAAUCGGCUAUAGACAUAGCUCGGUCAAGGAAGGCACGGCUGAUUACCUUACAGCAACAAGAAGAUGACUUUGUUCAGAGUCUAACUGAAUGGAACGUACCAGAGCCUGUGUCUCGUUCUACAUCUGAUCUGCAACAGGAAGAGAGGGAGAGGACAGAGAGAAAAAAGCAGGAGGCAAUUGACCAAGAUAUUAUCUACAAAACGCCUACUCCUACGCCUAAGGCGGAUGCGACUUGGUUAGAGGAGCGCGAACUCGAGGCUCUAAUAGAUGAAGAUCAGCAUUAUGCGGAUACCAAGACAGGGCUUCGGACCCAGAUCAGAGACAUCCGGAGAACUAUUCAGGACAUGAUGAAGGAUAAUGAGAUUCUGCCUGACAUUGAGAAGCUCGGCCGACAUGAGUUUGAUCUGGAUGUAGACGAGCAAACCAAACUACAGAGUCUUGGAGACACCGAGAUAUCCAGGGUGAGAGAAGAGAUCGAGUUCGACAAUCUGGCCAAGAUGUACCUACGAGACAUGAUCAAGAAGGAGUGCUGGGACGAAAUGAAGGUCAAGGGGAGAGCACUCCAAGCUUUCAACUCAAACCUCGAGGUGUCCAACUUCCCCAUGAAGGAAAGGUCAGAGCCUGUAGUCCAAGCUCUAGAGACUGUUACUAAGAGAAGGCAGAUUGAGAUUGCUGAGCUAGCUGCACGGAAACAAGAAAUAGAACAAGGCCAAAAACCUUCAUCUCACCCGAAAUACAGUCAAAGGCCUUAUUCCGGAGCAUCAGAGUUUGAUGACGAUCUGGGAGAGGGAGAAGAAGGAGAAGAGGACUCUAAGGAGCUUCCUUCCACAACGGGCAGUCUAGGUGCACAGUUCGGUGGAGGAAGUGAUCUGUUCUACAGCCAGUUUGAACUCCACACUCGGGAACAGAAGACAACUCAGAUUAUUCUACUGGAGGAUGCCAUCCACCGUAUCAAGAAUACGUUCAACAAGGAAUUUGAUGAAGUUUUUGGCAAGAAAGAACAAGAAAUCAGUAAGAUCAAGGAAAAGAACAAGCGUAUCGUAAAGAUCAUGGAAGACUUGGACAUAAAGGAAGAGGUCGUGGACUAUGAGCUCGGUGCCCUCGAGAAGCCAGAAAUGCUUCUAACAGUGGAUGACAGUGAGGUGAAGGUGGAGAAGUUCCUGACAGCCGCACAGCGCAAGAAGCUGGAACAGCAGGAGAAGGCUGAGGAAGCGCAGAGGCUCCUUGAGAAGGGGGACAAUGCUCGGGACCGAGCCCUGGACAUGAUGAUGGGAGGUGUCCUCGAGAUCAAGAAAGAAGAUGAACUCAAGAAGGAUGUUCCCAAGCCACACUUCAUGAUUAGCAAGGCAGAGGAAGAGUGGUCCGAGGAUGAGAAGAAAUUGGUUGGUGAUUAUGAGAAGAAAGUCAAGGAUCUCACCGAGGAGAGGGAAAAGUACAGGAAGCAACUAGAGACGGAGCUGCGGAAGCUGCAGGGCAUCAUCCAGGACGGGAUGGCAGGCUUCGACGAGACACUCAACGCUCUGUUCCUCAAGAAGAUCAAGGUCAUGAUGGUCAUCUAUCAGGAGGAGCUGAAGAUCCAGCGUCUGCGGUUCGUGCUGCUGAAGGAGGAGGAGCUGGAGGUGAGGGAGAGGGAGCUGGUCCGGCUGCAGCAGCACAAGAAGACGCUGAAGCAACUGUCAAGUGAGGCAGCCUCCGAAUCAUCAAAGAACCUGGCCAGGUUUAAGGAUGAGUACGACAUACUGCUAGCAGAGGACAAGGUCAUGGACCGAUCCUUCAAGCGAGAGUUUGCUGACGUGUCGGCAAUCAUGCAGGAUCAGCUGUAUCGUCUCUUCAGGAAGAGACCAAGAGGACAAAAGUUCAAAGGAGCUGACACCCCUGUACUUGAUGUGAACUCCUCCAACCCAUUCGCAGAGAGGCCGUCGACCGCAAGACAGAACGCAGCGGCCCAGGCCUCCAUCGAUGCGGCGGUGGAGGAGAUGGACCGGGAGGGGAACAUGCCGGAGGGGCUGGAGCUUCAUGUUUGGAAGAGGAUGUGCACCUACAGGAAGGACAAGAUGGACAGUGAACAGUUGGUGAAAGUGAAGUCCCUGGUGUAUGCCGAGAUGACAGAUUUUGAGCAGAGGAGGAAGAAUGAGGAUGUGGCACUGGAGGAAGAGAUUCGUGACAUAGAGAAACAGAUAAAGAGUUUGAAGGAGGACCGUCAGCGCUUCACUCUCAACCUGGAGGUACAGCUGUUGCUGAAGCAGGGACAGGUAGAGGUGGAUGCUGGGUCCUUCGUCCACAACUACACCAACAGCGUCCUGACUCACAGAACUGUGGUAGAGGAGCUCAACAGCACCAUCAAGCAACUGGGUGAGAGCAAGAUCACCAGCAUGGUGGAGAGUAAGGACUUCCGGAAGGGCAUCAUCCAGCUGGAGUGGGAACACAAGAGGAUGCUGAUGCAGAUGACUGACCUUCAAAACAAGAUGAAGGACAUUCAGUUCAUCAAGGUCACCAGGGAAAUACAGGCUUUCCUGAAUGAAGCUGAUUAUGAUGCCAAAAAGCAGCAAGAAAUAGCCAUACUUGAGCAGACCAUAUUGUUACAGAAGAAACACCAUGACAAGAACAUGAGAGAGAAGAAGCGAACGUUUAACGAUUUACAGCACACAAUACAGUCUAAGGACAGGGAGAACUCGGGACUUGACCUCGACCUCAACGAGAUCAACGUGUGCGUCAAUGAGAGGAAUCACAUCGAUCAAGUCAAUGCUGACCGGCGGAUGGACACAGGGGCAGAACGACGAUACCAGGAGAUCGUACAGAGGCGGAAGCUUGUUGACCUUGCCAAGGCACAGGCCCAGGAGGUCGCAGUGUUGCGGGCCGAGGUGGAGAGGCUGAGGAUGAGGACGUUCCCUGCUCUUGUGCAAGUGGAACACUGAUUCAUGAACAAAUGUACAGGACAGACAGACAGACAGACAUUUUGAUGACCAAACUAAAGUGACUGCUUGGAACACAACAGAUAAAAGAAUUGUUUCUGGGUUGACAAGUGCUCAGGUGGUGAAAUAUUUGGACAGGUUCUUGAAAGGUUACAGGUGUUUAGCAACAGACUGAUGCUACAACUUGUCAUUCAGUCUAGCAUUUCUCCAGUUGGGAGGCCCCUCCUUUGAUAGGCCAUUUUUAUUACCAAUUGUAAUAAGACCUGAAAGUCAAGAAAUUGAGUUUAUUAUCAUAAUUCAAUCUAAUGAUUCAAAUGCAUUCUUUAAAACGAGGAAAAGUGAACUACAUAUCAUCAAUCAGUUCUAAAGUUAACAUUGAAGCAAGUUGAAUCUAUGGAUCAUUCCUAUUACCAAUCAGUUCUAAAGUUAACAUUGAAGCAAAUUGAACAUAUCCACACAAACUAGAAAAAAAGUCUUAUUUGUACCCAUGAUUGUUAUAUAUGACUGUUCACUUACAGUAUUACGUCUUGCUAUGUUAGUACUGCAUGCCCUUGUUUGCAUGUGUGUCUGUUUGUUCUACCUGAGAUGCAGGACACAUAGAUAGAUGUCUGGUGUGUCACACUGACCUUCCGUCCGUCCACAUUGGAUAUAGCAUUACUGUGCUUUUGCACCAGGUUGUGAUGUUUACAUAUGCAAUGUUCUAUGACCAAAACUGUGAUGUCUAUUGCCAUUCCAUACCAAUGUUAUUUAAUGCUGUUAUUAUACUGCUUGGUUUGUUCAUAUUUAAACUGAAAUUACAAUGAAGAUCAAUAAACUGUUUUAUACAUGUAUCAGA
Molecule: messenger RNA, 6078 nt
Organism: Haliotis rufescens (red abalone)
Lineage: Eukaryota; Metazoa; Mollusca; Gastropoda; Lepetellida; Haliotidae
Product: cilia- and flagella-associated protein 43-like
Exons: 40
Coding region: 108-5246 (1712 amino acids)
Biological process (GO): cilium assembly
Cellular component (GO): axoneme
Molecular function (GO): protein binding
Source: RefSeq, a predicted model, not a curated record